Molecule: messenger RNA, 1950 nt
Organism: Cryptococcus deneoformans JEC21
Lineage: Eukaryota; Fungi; Basidiomycota; Tremellomycetes; Tremellales; Cryptococcaceae
Product: RNA lariat debranching enzyme, putative
Exons: 7
Coding region: 36-1856 (606 amino acids)
Biological process (GO): mRNA splicing, via spliceosome
Cellular component (GO): nucleus
Molecular function (GO): RNA lariat debranching enzyme activity
Source: RefSeq, a predicted model, not a curated record
CAUCCACGGACAUACAUAGAUCAGGACAGCGCAGCAUGAGGAUCGCUAUCCAAGGUUGCUCCCAUGGCAGUCUCGCCCAGAUAUACGACGUCGUCAACUACUACUCGUCCCAAACAAAGAACCCUAUAGACCUCUUGCUCCUCUGCGGCGACUUCCAAGCUCUGCGAUCGAAACAUGAUUACGCUUCUCUUGCCGUACCAGCUAAAUUCAAGCAGCUUGGAUCAUUCCAUCAGUAUUACUCUGGUGAACGGGUCGCGCCUGUCUUGACAAUCGUGAUCGGCGGCAACCACGAGGCAAGUAAUUAUAUGUGGGAGCUGUACCACGGCGGGUGGCUAGCUCCUAGCAUAUAUUACCUUGGAGCGGCUGGUAGUGUUUAUGUGAACGGGCUGAGGAUUGUGGGCGCGAGUGGGAUUUAUAAGGGAUUCGACUACCGGAAGGGUCACUUUGAGAAGGUGCCUUACAAUGAUAAGGAACUGAGAAGUAUAUAUCAUAUACGAGAGUACGAUGUGGAAAAGCUCAUGCAUUUAACACCAAGUCCUAGCACCAUCUUCUUAUCUCACGAUUGGCCAACCACAAUAGCUCACCAUGGUAACAAGAACGCUCUGCUCAAACGCAAGCCCUUCUUCCGGGACGAAAUUGAAAAGAACACUCUUGGUUCACCGCCCCUCUUACGACUAAUGAACCAUUUCCAACCCUCUUACUGGUUCUCAGCCCAUUUACAUGUCAAGUUUGCAGCUCUGUACGAACAUCAGGCCCCUAGCCAUGGUCCGGAUGUUGACGGUGGCGCCCCCUUACCUUUACCGGCAAUGUCAACGGCGAUAGCUCAGACUGGUAAUAACCCAGAUGAGAUACAAAUCGAUGAGGAGAUGGAUGAGGGGAACCCCGAUGAGAUUAUUGUUGAGGAUGAGGGUGAAGAGAUUAUCGUUAGACCGAGACAGGUCAAUCCAGAUGAGAUUGUAAUGGAUGACGAGGAGUUUGACGAUCCUCCGCCCGCGGUCCCUCAACCUUUACCCAUUACAACCAGCAGUGUUGUCAAUCCAGAAGAAAUAACCAUAUCAGACGAAGAAUUCGAUGCUCCUAUGGCUGUCUCUCAAUCCCCUCAGCCCCUCCCCCCUACCAGAGCCAACGCCUCCAACCCUGAAGAAAUAGCCAUCUCGGACGACGAAUUCGAUGACCCUGCUCCUGUGGCGCAACCUCUUACCGCGAUUGAUGAAUCGACCGACCUCAUUGCCCAAUCCCGUUCUAAUCCAUCCCAUCCACAUGUUGCUGGUACCAUAGCCCCUCCCGCUUCUGACUCUACUGCACCGCGUGUAAUGCAAGAAGCGCGACAAGAGCAGCAGAAAUGGGAGCUGCACGGCGGGAAAGGAAUGGAGGGCGUGACCAAGUUUCUGGCAUUGGACAAGUGUGGACCUGGUAAAGACCAUAUGCAAUUCCUUGAGAUCCCAGACCCUUCCCCACCCGCAAUCCCAGGACCUCCAAGGUUAACGUACGACCCCGAAUGGCUAGCGAUAUCCCGUGCUUUCCACCCAUACCUCUCAACCUCAUAUCAGCCCAUCCCCCUCCCAUCGCCCGACGUACUUGAGCAGAUGGUGAAGGAUGAAGUGACAAGGAUCAAGGAAGAAGGGUUGCUCGUUCCUGCUGUUCCAGAAAAAGGUGCGGUCGAGGGGCAAGAGGGGUUAGUAUGGGAAAAGGGCAAGGUGGAUGUUGGAAGAGUGCAAAGGUUUUGGUGGACUGCGCCACCUGAAGGACAUCCGGGUGGAAAUGACGCUGCAUGGUAUACGAAUCCGCAGACAGAGGCGUUCUGCGGAAUGUUGGGUGUCCAGAACAAGAUCAACCCUCCGGUGAACAGAUCAUAAAAAUCUAAUGGCGAGAACAUGGCCCACGCACGACGCGUCUAAAAUUCCCGGCUUGACCGAAAACGAGAUAUGAAGAAGAUUAUGUGUAUCACGC